CCCUGUGGAGGAGAACAGAGAUACAAAGAUAAUCUCAAAAGAUGAGAAAGGUCGCACUGCUAGCGGUUCUGGUAGAAACUUUUGGGUGAGUGGACUGGCUUCCACUACCAGAGCUACAGAUUUGAAGAAUCUGUUUAGCAAAUAUGGGAAGGUGGUAGGUGCAAAAGUGGUCACCAAUGCUCGCAGUCCUGGUGCUCGCUGUUAUGGCUUUGUUACGAUGUCUACAGCUGAGGAAGCAACAAAGUGUAUUGCUCACCUCCACAAAACAGAGUUACACGGGAAAAUAAUAUCUGUAGAAAAAGCAAAGAGUGAACCUGCUGGAAAGAAGCCAAGUGAAAGAAAAGAGACUGAAGCAAGGAAAGAAACAGUCAGUGAGAGACCUGGCAGUGUUAAAAGGGAUGAGAAAUCUGACCAAAAAGAGGAUCCAAAAAACACAGAAGACAAAGAUGAAAAGGAAAAAAAAGAUAAAGACGAACUGAAGUCUGGUUCAUUAGAUCAACCUAAAACUAUUAAAUCAGGAAGUAAAGGAACAGAAAGAACAGUAGUAAUGGAUAAAUCCAAAGGAGAACCUGUUAUUAGUGUGAAAACAUCAACUGCAUCAAAAGACAGAAGCAUUAAGAGCCAAGAUCGCAAAUCAGGGAGCAGAGAGAGACAAGGCAUUGUGCCAUUUGACAAAAUUAAAGCACAGCGAAAAAUGAGGGAGGCAGAGCAGCGCCGCACACGUGAGCGUCGGGAGAGACAACAGCACCUGCAGACUAUCCGGGAACGAGAAGAAAGGGAGAGGCUUGAGAUUGCUCGUGAGAGACUGGAAAUCGAAAGGCAGCGUCUUGAACGAGAACGGAUGGAAAGAGAAAGAUUGGAAAGAGAACGAAUGCACAUAGAGCAUGAAAGGAGAAGAGAACAAGAUCGCAUUCAGCGAGAAAGAGAAGAGCUGCGACGCCAGCAUGAACAGCUGCGUUAUGAGCAAGAACGUCGGUCUGCAAUGAGAAGACCAUAUGACAUAGAUGGCAGGAGAGAUGAUCUGUACUGGCCAGAGGCAAAACGUAUGGCAAUGAAUGACAGGUACCAUUCAGAUUUCAGUCGCCAGGAUCGCUUCCAUGACUUUGAUCAUAGGGAUCGUGGCCGUUAUCAAGACCAUUCAAUAGACAGGAGAGAUGGAUCAAGGACCAUGAUGGGAGAUCGGGAUGGACAACAUUAUCCAGAUGAGCGUCAUGGAGGACCAGACCGUCAUUCACGAGACUCUCGGGAAAGUUGGGGUAGCUAUGGAUCUGACAGAAGAAUGAGUGAAAGUAGAGGGAUACCCCCACAGUCACGGGAUGGACGUGACUGGGGAGAUCACGGUCGAAAAUUUGAAGGGCAUCAAGAUCGCUCAUGGCAGAGCAGCGUGGAUGGAGGAAUGAUAGGACGGGAUCAUGAGAGAUGGCAAGGUGGAGGUAGAGGCAGACCUGGCCAUGUGAUGCAUCGUGGAGGCAUGUCAGGGCGUGGAGGUUUCAUGCAGGGUGGCAACCAAAGUCAGAUGAUGCAUGGAGGAGGAAUGCAAGAAGGAUUUGCUGGCCAGGAGAGAGCAAACAGACCUAAUGAUCCUCGUUUCAACCGUCGCUACUGAAUGUGUUUUAAUUUUUAAUGCAAGAUGGCAACUGAAAUGAAUCUGUUACCCAGGGUUACAAUUAAUUGUAACUUACGGGCUACUCUUAAGUGUAAUUUUUCUUUUUUUUUUUUUUAAGCUGCUGCCAUAUGUCACUCAAUCCAAUGUGAACUCAUUUGUUUUGUAAUGUGUUGUUCAUAUCCCAUUCAAAAUGUUUGUUAAUGAAGCAUUCCAUUUUCCAUAAAUAAAAGUCAGUUUACAAUUA
Molecule: messenger RNA, 1850 nt
Organism: Merops nubicus (carmine bee-eater)
Lineage: Eukaryota; Metazoa; Chordata; Aves; Coraciiformes; Meropidae
Product: scaffold attachment factor B1-like
Exons: 14
Biological process (GO): regulation of transcription by RNA polymerase II; regulation of mRNA processing
Cellular component (GO): nucleus
Molecular function (GO): sequence-specific DNA binding; RNA binding
Source: RefSeq, a predicted model, not a curated record